UUAUGUAAACAGUAAUUCUCCCCAGAUGGAACUAUUUUCCUCGCUUAGAAGCAGCCGGGGAGGGGGCUUGGGCAGGGCUGGGGGUGGAAUGCCGGGGGUUCCUCAGAAAGCCUGGGCGGGGGGCAGUGGGGUAGAGGCUGACCCACGAGGGCAGCCUGAGGCCCCCAGCCUGGUCACUCCUCUCCUCUCCAGGUACUUGCUCUGCUAGGACCAUGCCCGUGACCUUUGCCCUCUUGCUCCUCUUGAGCCGGGCCACCACCGCAGACCCAUGUUACUAUCCAGGUGGCCGCCCCCGCUUCUGCCUCCCACCAGUGACCCGGCUGGCUGGCAUGGCGGCCUCCUGUCCUCAGGCCUGUGCCCUCUCCCUGGAGACAGACCUCAGCCCCCGGGCCACCUGCAAUGGCAGUCUAACCCUGGCCCUGGGUGGCCCCUUCCUCCUGACGUCGGUCAGCCUACGCUUCUGCACCCCGGGAUCCCCAGCCCUGGUCCUGUCUGCCGCCUGGGCCACCGGAGGUCCCUGGAGACUGCUGUGGCGCAGACCCGCCUGGCCUGGGGCCUUGGGGGGCCCCGAGAAGGUGACCUUCCGAACCCCACCAGGCCCUAAAUCCAGCGUGGCGGUCAGUCACCUCCGCGUGGAGUUGGGGGGCCGGGCAGGGCUGGCAGCGGCUGGAGUGAGGGGCCGCUGCCAAUGCCAUGGCCACGCAGCUCGCUGUGCCGCCCGCACCCAGCCCCCCCGCUGUCGCUGCCGCCAUCACACCACCGGCCCCGGCUGCGAGAGCUGCCGCCCGUCCCAUCGAGACUGGCCCUGGCGGCCCGCCACGCCCUGGCACCCCCACCCUUGCCUGCCCUGCUCCUGCAACCAGCACGCCCGACGCUGCAGGUUCAACUCCGAGCUCUUCCGGCUGUCGGGCGGCCGGAGUGGGGGCGUUUGCGAGCGGUGCCGCCACCACACGGCCGGGCGGCACUGCCACUACUGCCAGCCGGGGUUCUGGAGGGACCCCAGCCAGCCUAUCACCAGCCGCAAGGCCUGCAGGGCCUGCCGGUGUCACCCGAUCGGGGCCACGGGGGGCGUCUGCAACCAGACCAGUGGGCAGUGCCCCUGCAAGUUAGGGGUCACCGGCCUCACAUGCAACCGCUGCGGUCCUGGCUACCAGCAGAGCCGCUCUCCCUGGAUGCCCUGCCAGCGAAUUCCAGAGGCGACAACCCCCCUUGCUACCACCCCUGGUGCUUACAGCUCCGACCCUCAAUGUCAAAACUACUGCAAUGUCUCGGACACCAGGGUACACAUGAGCCUUCGGAGGUAUUGCCAGCAGGACUAUGUUCUCCGCGCGCAGGUGCUGGCGUCGGAGGCGGAGGGCCCGGCGUGGCAGCGUCUGGCGGUGCGCGUGCUGGCCGUGUACAAGCAGCGCGCCGGCCGUGCGCUGGAGGAGCGCGCCGGGGGCUGCCGCGGCCUGCGGCCCCCCGCCCCAAGCCCGGGGCCCGAGCACCUGAGCCCUACCUCGGUGCCUCCACCGCCGACAGAGAAACUUGGAAGUGACCGUGAGCUGAGCCUUCCACUUUCGACGGCGCCGUCCCUUAGCGAGCCAAUCAGAAGCCGCGGAGCCCCUGACGUCACUGGCACGCGCCAGCACCGUGCCGGCCCGAGGGACGUCCCUGAAGGCGGCAAAACGCCAGCAAGACUUUUGGUCUCUGGCCGGGACGUUUGGCCUGUGAUCUGUGCGGCUAGUCCCCUCAAUAAAGUCUUAAAUCUUGGGGGAAUUUUCGCUACAGACACCUGAUAUGUGUUGGGAGGGUCUCGGAGGGGCAAAAGAAGAAAACCCACGCAGCCGAAGGACGGCUAUGCUCCCCAACAGGAUGCCUAAUCCAAUCAAGGAGCUGGUAUGACAUCACUACGUGCUGGUCAGAUUUGUGUUGCCUGACGAUUGGCCAGAAGCCAGUGGGAGGGAGGGUGGAUAGAAAAGGCGGGAAAUGCGCCGAAGGAAAGGACAGCAGUGCCAGAUUUCCAGAAAGUUCCACAC
This is a messenger RNA of Ailuropoda melanoleuca (giant panda), 2018 nucleotides long. RefSeq names its product netrin 5 (gene NTN5). Gene Ontology annotation, biological process: animal organ morphogenesis; dendrite development; motor neuron axon guidance. Gene Ontology annotation, cellular component: basement membrane. Bases 213 to 1778 code for a protein of 521 amino acids. The transcript is spliced from 7 exons. Lineage: Eukaryota; Metazoa; Chordata; Mammalia; Carnivora; Ursidae. The record is from RefSeq and is a predicted model, not a curated record.